GGCGCGUGACGUCAUCACGGGGGCCAGCCAGGCAGCUGGGUCUCCUUGAGAGAGAGAGAGGGAGGCUGCCAGUGGCAGCGUUGGCCUCGUUGUUGUUGUUGUUGUUGUUGUGUGAGGCGGAGGGCGCCAUGGACCGCUUCGCGUGGACCAGCGGCCUACUGGAGAUCCACGAGAACCUGGUCACGCAGCAGCGCGGGGUCCGCCUCUACGACGGCGAGGAGAAGCUGAAGUUUGAUACGGGGACAUUGCUCCUGAGUACACACAGAUUAAUCUGGAGAGAUCAGAAGAACCAUGAAUCUUGUAUGGCUAUUCCUCUUUCACAGAUCAUCUUCAUUGAAGAACAGGCAGCUGGGAUAGGGAAAAGUGCCAAAAUAGUGGUUCAUCUUCAUCCAGGCCCUCCCAACAAGGAACCUGGCCCUUUCCAGUGUAGUAAAUACUCAUAUAUCAAACUUUCCUUUAAAGAACAUGGCCAGAUUGAGUUCUACAGGAGACUGUCAGAAGAAAUGACGCAACGGAGAUGGGAAAACAUACCUGUUUCUCAGACCAUAGAGGUCAACAGAGGCUCACAGACAGGCAGAAUACGAGCAGCAGGAAUUGUUGGUAUUGAGCGGAAAUUAGAAGAACGAAGGAAAGAAAUGGAUAAAAACAUUUCUGAAGCUUUUGAAGAUCUCAGCAAGCUCAUGGAAAAGCAGGCUAAGGAAAUGGUGGAACUGUCUAAAUCAAUUGCCAACAAGAUAAAAGAAAAGCAAGGUGACAUCACUGAAGACGAGACAAUCCGAUUUAAAUCCUAUCUCUUGAGUAUGGGUAUAGCUAACCCCGUUACUAGGGAAACCCAUGGAUCUGGUACACAUUACCAUAUGCAACUGGCAAAACAAUUAGCUAGAAUUUUACAAGCACCUCUAGAGGAACGUGGAGGAAUAAUGUCACUGACAGAGGUGUAUUGUUUGGUGAAUCGUGCUCGAGGCCUGGAGUUGCUCUCACCUGAAGAUCUAGUAAAUGCCUGUAAGAUGUUGGAAGCACUCAAAUUACCUCUAAGGCUGCGUAUAUUUGACAGUGGGGUUAUGGUGAUGGAGCUCCAGUCCCACAACGAAGAGGAAAUGGUGGCUUCUGCUCUAGAGACAGUGUCUGAAAAGGGAUCUCUUACAGCAGAAGAGUUUGCAAAGCUUGUAGGAAUGUCUGUACUUUUAGCCAAAGAAAGGCUGCUUCUAGCUGAAAAGAUGGGCCAACUGUGCAGAGACGAUUCUGUAGAAGGCUUGCGAUUCUAUCCAAAUCUAUUUCUUACACAAAGUUAAUGGCAUACUUGUUCCCUCAUUCCAAAUAUGUUUGCCAGGUGUAGCCUGGAUUAAAGGCUAGCAGUAAUGCAUCUCUUACCCAGUUGAUGUAAUGGCUUAUGUCAGCCAUAAUGACAAACAAAUAUUUCCAGUGGUGGGAAGUGCCCUAACGUGGAAACUAUGCUCAGGUCCUGUGGGCAAAUGGAUCUAAAAAUUUUAUACAACAUGCUACUUGAAUCUUAUUUCCUUAUGUAGGAAGGAAAGUGAUCCAUAAAAGGAGAGGGGGUUACUGUGGCUUGUCUGAAGAUAAACAGAAUACAAUAAUGUUUACUUAUUAUAUUUUUUCAACCUCUUUUUCCCCCCUUCUAAAUAUGGAUUUUGUAUCUGCGACUCCAAAUAAAUGCUUUACCUAAUCAUUGGUAUCAAUGUAACUCAAAAUAAUGUAGACUGUGCCUGCUCUUUCCAGUUACCACUGCAUAAUUCCCUUAGAAAGGGCCUUCAUUUUAGGAACAAAACUAUACUGUGUAUAUUUGCUUGUAAACCAUCUUCGAAUGGGAGGAUUUGUGCUGAAUGUUAAGACAAGAAGGAUUGUGAACUCAGAUUUCCUUCCUUCCUUCCAUUCUUUGAUUUUCAGCCCUAUGUGGUUGCUAUUUUUGUCUUCUCUUUUACAUAGUGGUAAAGGAGGGCAUUCUGCCAUCUGUUAAAUAGUACAAUGGACUUGUUUUCAUCAUUCUAUUAAAGCAGCCAUUCAUCUAAC
Sceloporus undulatus (fence lizard) is the source of this 2028-nucleotide messenger RNA. It is a transcript of the gene VPS36, whose product is annotated as vacuolar protein sorting 36 homolog. Gene Ontology annotation, molecular function: ubiquitin binding; phosphatidylinositol-3-phosphate binding. Bases 129 to 1292 code for a protein of 387 amino acids. Gene Ontology annotation, biological process: protein transport to vacuole involved in ubiquitin-dependent protein catabolic process via the multivesicular body sorting pathway. The transcript has 14 exons. NCBI's taxonomy places the organism in Eukaryota, Metazoa, Chordata, Lepidosauria, Squamata, Phrynosomatidae. Gene Ontology annotation, cellular component: ESCRT II complex; late endosome membrane. The record is from RefSeq and is a predicted model, not a curated record.